This is a messenger RNA of Periconia digitata, 350 nucleotides long. Lineage: Eukaryota; Fungi; Ascomycota; Dothideomycetes; Pleosporales; Periconiaceae. The record is from the annotation of a GenBank genome assembly.
CACGUACCACCAUCCUACCAUGCAUGCCUUUCGUGACUGUCCACCAAUCAAUGCGUCUCGGAUCCGAACUUGCGCAUGGGGUUCUACUAAAAGAUUUCACUCCUUGAUCUUUAGAACUGUCUUUUUACUUCCGACCCCAAACUUGUGUUCCCCGAAACUUGGGGCCGGGGAUCAUGUUGACAUACGUAACUUGCUAAUAGCCACCGACAAUACCUCCGAAGGCGAUUUUCACAGUCUAGAAAUGUUAGAUGACUAUUUUCCGUUUUCAACAGCAUGGUAAACUUCAUGAGAAUGUUCAUCAAGCGACGACAUACGACGCUAGCUGCGAAGUCGCCCACUGGGUGUUCUAA